AACAUGACAUCAAAGAGGAAAAUUAAUAAAUGUACUUUGCAUUCAACUGCUAAACAAGCCGACUCAUUCAGACAGACACACGAGGGAGUAGAAGCUGAACACCAACAGCUCUGACACACCACCACCUGAGUGUCUGUGGAGGAGAAAUGCUUUUCAAGCAAAAAAUACUAUUAGCUAAUCACUGGGAACUUUUCAAGCAUUUAUCAAAGUAUUCUGUGCAAUAAAAUGUUGAGAAAGAAACGUUUCCACUUAUAGAAAUCCUCUUGGAAAACACAUAAUUUGCUGAUAGUUGCUCACCCUGCACUCAGUCCAGGUUCCCAUUGACUCCCUGUAGAUACGCGUGUGUGCAUGUAUGUGUGAAUUUGGUGAAUGGGGAGGCAGGUUCUUUGUAGGGGCCACAAUAGGAAUCAGUCCAGCAGUUAUCCGUCAUCCAGUGACUUCACACGCUGGAGCUCACAGGAGCAACCUGGUGGUACUUGUGAAAACUACCCAUCAAAAUGUCCCAGAGCCUUGCAUUCAAAUGGCAUGUUAAAUUAUCUGCACGCUUAAGUGAUGACCAGAUUACAGCCCAAGUUGAUUCGACUGACUUCUCCAUGACAGAAAAGACACAACGCUGUCCAUCAGCUCUCGUGCCCCUGCAGUGCGUCUGUGGCCGACAACCGGCCUCCUACAGCGAGACCUACGUGGCUGUGCAGCCCAGUGAAUCAUUUCAACCAACAUUUUCAAAUAAUAUAUUCUUAAUUAAAAGUACAGGUUAACAUCUGUGGGGAAAUACCUCAAGUUAAGCAACUUAAACAACUAGAAUGGGCACUCGGUAGAGCGCAUACCUUCUCAUAUCACAAGAUUGGGCAUUGAAUUAUGAACAUUUUGGCAUUAGUUGCAUGCCAAUUGGAUAUAAAUUGACCGUGCUAUGGUAAAAAGAAGAUGUUGACCUUUUCAUGACCUUGACCUUUGACCCGAUCGAUCCCAAAAUCUAAUCAAAUGGUCCCCGGAUAACAACCAAUCAUCCCACCAAAUUUCAUGCGAUUCGGUUUAAUACUUUUUGACUUAAGCGAAUAACACGCAUACAAAUAAAUAAAUAAAUACACUGCGAUCAAAACAUAACCUUCCGCAUUUUCAAUGCGAAGGUAAUGAACUGGAUGCAUUUAUUGACUGCGUAAGGAUAAUGCCCCCCGGACAAUACCUCUAUGUCGGUUGAAAGAGAUACUUUUAAAUAUUUGUGUGAAUGGAAAACAGUGUAACCUUUCACUUUAGUCUAAUGUAAGGUAUAACUUACCACUAACCAUCAACUUAUAUAGAGAUUCAAUUUGAGCAGCAUACAUCUUAAAUAUGGGCAGAGUCGUGACUGCCAAUGAGCAGACAUGCAAAAAACAAGCGCCCUUAUUCUCUUGUCCUCCUCUGGAGCUCCCACUCAUACUGGGGUAGAAUUAAAAUGACAUGGCAGACAACCAUGGCGGAAUGAGCGCAGCAGACACAUUGCUGGAAUUAUUUGUUUUCCAAUUAUCAUCCAACACAAGAGACCGGCUGGAAGCGCAUGAGAGAAUGCAACUAAAGAGGCUUGUGAGGGCCACUGUCCAAGAGACUGCUGGAGCAUCAUUUACAUCUUUCAAUCAGAUGCCGACAUGCCUCCGCUUACGUCACAGCACGAGAAAUUGAGAUAAUGCUUUAAUCCUCUUUCUGGAGAGGGGGCGUGAAUACAAAUAGGUCACCCCCCCCCAACGGAGCAGGCAGCAACAGCAGCAGAAACGGCGUGACGUGAUGGGAGAGCGACUGCCACCAAGCCUGGAGCUGCUCUUCACAAGCGCUGCUUCCCCCUCAUCUUCCUCCCCUCUAGCCCCGACGCAGACAACACAAGGACAGCACAGAGCCGAGUGCAAGGGGCGGCUGAACCGGGAAGGCAAUCACAACACGUGCAACAAUAGAGCGGACUCCCACCGUACGGCUGGCUUAUCAGACAAUAACACCAUCCGAGUGUCAAGUGAUUCAAAUGAGCGAUCAUUAUUGGGGUCGCACUCCUUAAAUAAUUCACCCACCCCAUCAUGCAGUGGAGACGACGCCACUGCUGUGCACACACAGCUAAAUGUAUACUCCUCCUCUCACUGUUGGGUCUCCUGGUAUUUCUGGUUCACCAGGUGUGGCCGACUCAGUUCACAGGUAUGCCCCUGUGGAGAGGCAAUCGCGUGGAGUACGGAUGGGCAGAACUUCAUCGCCCCAGACCCAAAGGGAACCUGAGCACAUCACAUUCAGCGUGGAGGUUUGUCAUUGUUCCUCAUCAGAAUCUCAAGUCUGACGCUAACAUCAGCUCUCCUGAGAAGGAGGUCGUCUCCUCUCCUCAAGAAGACCCACGUUUCGAACACACUCUGGCAGCCAACACUAGCCAACAGAGUGUAGAGGGAGACCUUCUUGGCACUAUAACCCACGGGUAUUUCCCUUAUAUCAUCAAUGAGCCGGACAAAUGCGCAGACGGCAGACGUGCACCAUUUCUGGUGUUGCUGAUAUCCACUGAAGCUCGGCAGGUGGAGGCAAGAAAUGCCAUACGGCAGACGUGGGGGAAUGAGAGCGUGGCUCCUGCUCUGGGAUUCAUCCGGCUGUUUCUGCUGGGGAGAAAUGAGGGCGAGCUGGGACUUUUACAGCAAAGGACGCUCGAAGCAGAAAGCCAGAGGCAUCGUGAUAUCAUUCAGCAGGACUUUCUGGAUACCUACAAAAACCUGACGAUAAAGACAUUGAUGGGAAUGAACUGGGUGGCAAUUCACUGCCCACAAGCCGGCUAUGUCAUGAAGACGGACAGCGAUAUGUUCCUCAACACAGAGUACCUCAUUUACAAGCUGCUCAGGCCAGAACUGAAGCUUAAGAAGAACUACUUCACAGGCAAUAACAUGAGAGGCUAUGCGCCAAACCGAAACAAAGACAGUAAGUGGUACAUGCCUCCUGAGUUGUACCCAGGUGAAAAGUAUCCCACCUUCUGCUCUGGGACUGGUUACGUCUUCUCUGGAGACCUGGCGGCAAAAAUCUAUCGUGCAUCACUAAGGAUCCGCCUCUUGCAUCUGGAGGAUGUGUAUGUGGGAAUAUGCCUGGCGAAGCUCCAGAUCGAGCCUACUCCUCCACCCAAUGAGUUCCUAUUCAACCACUGGCGGGUGUCUUAUUCCAGCUGCAAGUACAGCCAUCUGAUAACAUCACAUGGGUUUCAUCCCAAUGAACUACUUAAAUACUGGCAUCAUCUCCAGAGUAACAAACACAACGCCUGCAUAAACGUGUUGAGCGCAGGAAGGAGACAUUGAAACGGAAUGAACCAAGAGAGACUAGCGGAUUAACUUUGUUAUCAUUCAACUUUCCUUGCAUACAAAUAAUGAUUUAACUUGAUAUCAAGAGAUUAAUCCCAACGUUAUACAUUUUUGGAGCACAAUACAAUUUAUACAUAUAUGUUGUGUAUCUAUAAACUGAUGAUUGCUUUUC
Molecule: messenger RNA, 3453 nt
Organism: Pseudoliparis swirei
Lineage: Eukaryota; Metazoa; Chordata; Actinopteri; Perciformes; Liparidae
Product: beta-1,3-galactosyltransferase 2-like
Exons: 2
Coding region: 2040-3278 (412 amino acids)
Cellular component (GO): membrane
Molecular function (GO): N-acetyl-beta-D-glucosaminide beta-(1,3)-galactosyltransferase activity
Source: RefSeq, a predicted model, not a curated record